UUCGCGUCGCGACUACAUGAGGAGACGAAUCUCUUCUCCGCCGUUUUCGCUUUCGUUUGCACGCGUUGCGCAAUCCUUCGCCGCGUAUCUAUCGCGAAUCCAGCGUCACAAUUUUUAAUCGUGCACUUUACGUGUCGUGUUCUAUCGUCGGUGUAUCUGUAUCACAGCACUGUGAUCACCUCAGCGAAAGAGAAGCGGAGCGUGUUACGCAAAUCUGGGAAAGUAGCUCCGUUGAAUGAUGGUGUCCUCGACAAUGACAGAAAACGAGCAAGUGUGCCCGGUGAAGAAACCGUGCGCGGCGGGCAUUGCACCGGGCGAUUAUUGCCUGGUCGGCUGGGAUAUGGACACCACCGGCAAGAAGGUCAUCGAUGAGAUCUGCCAAAUAGCCGCGUACACCCGCAGCACCACUUACUCGCAGUACGUGAUGCCGUACAAGGAUCUCAAUCCGACCGCCAUAAAGCGUCACAGUAUGAAAGUCGUGACCAAUGGCAAAUUCCGCGUGCUCAGAAACAGUAAGACCAACGAGGUAAUCAAAUCAAAAAGCGAAGUGUCCGCGCUGACGGAAUUUCUGAGCUGGCUGGAGUCCGUGAAGGGAAACACGGACGGCGUGAUUCUGGUUUAUCACGAGCCACGCAAGGUCAUUCCCGCGAUGCUGCUCGAGUCGCUAAAGAAGUACGAUCUGGUUGACCGAUUCAAGCAAACGGUGAAGGGAUUCGCGAACGGGUUCAACAUUGCCGAGGAGAAGUGCGCGAACUCGGCGCACAUUUACUCCCUUCGUACUUUGUCACGUACGCUGCUGAAAAAGGAAGCGAAUUUGGGUAAUGCACAAGACAGAGCGUCAUUGGCGCUGCAAAUAGCACAAUACUUGUGUUCGAUCGAAAAUGGGAAACCGAUCGAAGAUCCGAGCGAUAUCGGAGAUAGCGAUGUAGCUAUGAAAAAAGCAAUCGAAUUCAUUCGAGAAUUUGCCCAACCUGUUGACAUCGAGGAGCAAGAACACGGCAAACUAAAGAUGAUAUUCGAACGGCAGAACAACUUGCGGCCGAUAUUCAGCGCACUAUUCCGUAUGAACCGUCGCGAGCGUCAACAUGCUAGUCCCCUGCGGCGAUUGCUUGCCGAAGCCGGGAUCGUGUACUCGGAGCUACAGGACGCGUGGACUAACGCGAAGAAGGACGGAUUAGAACAUUUGAUGAAAGAAAAGCUGCCGACAGUCGAAGAGAAAAAAAUGGAAGAUCUAAUGACAAUCCUCGAGCGUCACUUCGAUCCGGAGAAGAAGCCGAAGGGCAGAACGCCGGAGAAGAGAGGCAUCAGGUCGAAGAAUGAGAAAAAGAUAAGCGACGACAAAGAGAAUAACAAUAAGAGCGACUCGGGCCACGACAGCCCUGACACCACUACGUCCGGCUCGCCAGUGAAAAUGAACGACGACGGUGUCGAAAUUAAAACGCAGGAGUGCGCCGAACACGUUUAACAAUGCUAAGCUUUUACGCAAAGCGGGAGUACUUCGCGACCAUUGUGCGUUUUAUCGUUCGUAAUUUACCGUUUUUGACAUACGAGCGAACGUGGAUUCUUUUUUGUUGCCAUAACGGUUACGAAUGACGAAAAAUAAAAUUGACGACUGACAAGUGACGAACGUAGAUUUAGCGUAUCAAAAUGGAAUACGACUGGCCGGACGUUUGCGCGUGUAUUUUAUGAAACGCCGCUAAAUUUAUGUUCUUCUAUUUAAAAAAAGGAGUCGCGAAGAGACUCACAUUUUUGCGGCAAUAUAGAAUAAGCGUGUUAGAUAUUAAAAGUACGAUUGCUCUGACAAUCGGACGUUGUUGUGCGUGAUCAAGGACGUGUUAUUUGUUUUAGUAUUGUUCUUUUUUCUUUUUUUUUCUUUUUUUUUCUUUUUGUUCACGCAACUCUUGUUCGUCGGUAUCAUUAAGAUGACAUUAGGAUUCCUAUGACACACCGUCGAAUUCAGUUGACUCGAAUGUACAAAUAACACAUUAGGUGACAUUUAGUUUGUUGCGCGCAGAGAUAUUUAAUAUCGUUUCAUAAUUUUAUACUCAUUUGUUUUCUCUCCUUCUCUCGUUUCUUUUUCCUCUUUUAUUUAUCCCAGAAUUCGUACGCUCAUGCAAGCGUUCGUUUAUAGACUGUUAAGCGUGAGGAGUAUGGCCGAUGCGGGUUUCGCUACUCCAUAGCUUACGAACGUGUACUGUAGUGUGCACCAUAUUUUCUACUUUUUACUGUGUAAGCCGCGCGCAUGAAGCGUGUAUGUAGUAGUAUUAGAAAAAAUAUAUUUUUGUAUCGCCGCGCGAUAAUACGCCAUUUCGUUUCUGCUGUGAGAUCUCAUUGUAUCACGAAUAAUAAAGAUUCCAAUUUACUUGCUUUAAUUUUAUAACAUCGUAAACUGGCGUUUAUAUCGCUAAUUAUUCGACAUAAAUACAGUAUUUUUGGCGAAUUGA
This is a messenger RNA of Linepithema humile (Argentine ant), 2444 nucleotides long. It is a transcript of the gene exu, whose product is annotated as exuperantia. The record is from RefSeq and is a predicted model, not a curated record. NCBI's taxonomy places the organism in Eukaryota, Metazoa, Arthropoda, Insecta, Hymenoptera, Formicidae. Gene Ontology annotation, molecular function: protein homodimerization activity; RNA binding. Gene Ontology annotation, biological process: bicoid mRNA localization.